AUGUUGAGCAGGCUAGAUAAUAAUAGUUUUCAUGUCACCAAUAUUUAUGGCCCAUCCCACUCCCCUGAAAAACUAGGCUUUGUCACCUGGCUUAUCAACCUUGACACCACUGAGUUUGAAGAUUGGAUCAUUGGAGGUGAUUUCAACUUGAUCAGGCACCCUGAGAAUAGGAAUAAGCCAGGAGGGGAUUUUGGUGAAAUGAACAUGUUCAAUGAGCUCAUCACAGAUUUGGAUCUCACUGACAUUCCUUUUAGUGGCAGAAGCUUUUCUUGGAGCAAUAUGCAGGCUGACCCUCUUCUGAUCAAGCUUGAUUGGGUCUUUACAUCAUCUAGCUGGGCUAUGUCCUUCCCUACUACUUUUGUCCAACCUCUCUCCAAACCAGUGUCCGAUCAUAUUCCCUAUGCAGUCAUCAUUAGAAGUAGCAUACCCAAAUCCAACAUGUUUAGGUUUGAGAAUUACUGGGUUGAUCACCCUGGUUUCUUGGAAACUGUUGAACUCCACUAG
This is a messenger RNA of Miscanthus lutarioriparius, 504 nucleotides long. Lineage: Eukaryota; Viridiplantae; Streptophyta; Magnoliopsida; Poales; Poaceae. The record is from the annotation of a GenBank genome assembly.